CUCAGUGAGAGGAGGAGAGCCAGAGAGAGACGGAGGAGAGCAGGCAGUCUGUCCGACAAUCAGCGCAUCUCGGCGGCGGAAGGUCCUCCGUGAACCCGAGCCUCCAGUCCGGAGCGCUUCCAUAUGGACUCACCAUGCGCAGGAUACGGGCCAACGCCAUCGCCAUUCUCACCGUCGCGUGGAUCCUGGGCACGUUCUAUUACCUGUGGCAGGACAACAAGCCGCAGUCGUCGCCGUCGUCCGUGACGCGCGGCAGGGGCCAUGGGGGGCCGAAGGGGGGGGUCCCCGGCCGGCUGGAGAUGCACCGGGACGACAGGACCAUCCCGCUCAUAGUGACCCAGCCCCCGCGGACAGAGCAGAGUCAGCUGUUGGGGGGCUUCGAUGAGAAGGCUUACCUGUCAGCAAAGCAGCUGAAGCCGGGGGAAGACCCGUACCGAGAGCACGCCUUCAACCUGCAGGAGAGCGACCGGCUGGGCAGCGAGCGGUCCAUCAGAGACACCCGACACUACAGGUGUGCGUCUCUGAAAUAUGACUCAGACCUUCCCUCCACGAGCAUCAUCAUCACUUUCCACAAUGAGGCUCGCUCCACUCUCCUGCGCACCAUCAAGAGUGUCCUGAUGCGAAGUCCUUAUUCUCUGAUUCAAGAAAUCAUCCUGAUAGACGACUUCAGCGAUGACCCUGAGGACUGCCAGCUGCCCUCUCAGAUCCCCAAAGUGCGCUGCCUGAGGAACGAACGGAGAGAGGGUCUGAUCCGAUCCCGUGUGAAAGGAGCCAACUCGGCCACAGCCUUAAUCUUGACCUUCCUGGACAGCCACUGCGAGGUCAACACUGAUUGGCUGCAGCCGAUGAUCCAGAGAGUGAAGGAGGAUCGUACGCGAGUGGUCAGCCCCAUCAUAGACGUCAUCAGCCUGGAUAACUUCGCCUAUCUGGCUGCCUCUGCUGACCUGAGAGGAGGGUUCGACUGGAGUCUUCACUUCAAAUGGGAGCAGAUUCCCAUCGAGCAGAAGAUGGCGAGGAGCGACCCCACACAGGCGAUCAGGACUCCAGUGAUCGCCGGCGGGAUCUUCGUCAUGGACCGCAGCUGGUUCAACCACCUGGGACAGUACGACACUCACAUGGACAUCUGGGGGGGGGAGAACUUUGAGCUCUCUUUCCGGGUGUGGAUGUGCGGAGGAAGCCUGGAGAUCCUCCCCUGCAGCCGCGUGGGCCACGUGUUCAGGAAGAGGCACCCGUACGACUUCCCAGAAGGCAACGCUCUCACCUACAUCAAGAACACGCGGCGUGCUGCAGAGGUUUGGAUGGACGAGUACAAACAGUACUAUUACUCUGCACGGCCGUCUGCUCAGGGAAAGGCUUUCGGCAGCAUCGCAGACCGCCUGACGCUGCGGAGGAAGUUAAACUGCAAACCGUUCCGCUGGUACAUGGAGAACGUCUAUCCUGAGCUCAGGGUCCCGGAGCAGGAUGCGGUUUCCAGUGUGAUGAAGCAGGGGGGUCUCUGUCUGGAGACCCGGGGGCCCGACCUCAUCCUGGCAGAGUGCCGGGGCCUCGGGGUCAACAGGCCGCAGCCACAGAGAUGGGAGCUGAUAGAGCCUCACAUCCGACAGCAGGACCUCUGCCUCACCAUCUCAGGCUUCACGGCGGGGUCGAAGGUCGUGAUGGAGAGCUGCAGCUCUAAAGAGCCCCGACAGAAGUGGAAGCCCAAAGGCACGGCUCUGCAGCACAUGGUGGGGGGGCUCUGCUUGGACAGCCAGGCCCCCGCCGGCCCCCCCAUCAUCACCCAGUGUCGCCCCCAGCUGGCCAGUCAGACCUGGGAGCCUCAGAUUAUCUCCUGAGAGGGGGGAGAGGGGAGAGGGGAGAAACGGGAGGAUUCUGGAGCAGGAGGACUCACAUCUGCAGCUCUUCGGGAUCAAAGGAGGAAAUCUGAACUCUGUGAUCUGAAUCCUGCGUAUCGGAGCGUAAAGACAUUUUAAAGACCUUCCCGGGGUCUUUUUGUGUACCAUCCUUCGAGGAUUUCUUCUUCUACGUAAUCUUAAACUCUUCACGGUUGCACAUCUCACUUUCUUUUUCAGUUCUGUAUCUAUCCUGGUCAGCAGUUUGCUUACGAGUAGUGAGGGUCUCCACACACACUGAUGUAGCAGAAGUGUGUGUGGAGGUGGAGUCGCUGCUCUCUCUGUGGCAGCGUUACGUUUAGCCAAAUCUCUACACUGACUACAGAUCUCUUUUUGUUUCUUUAAAGCACCAUGCAGAGCACCGUCAGGAAACAUUAUUUAUAGUUUUGCAUGGUCAGACCCAAAGAAUGUUGUUUUUCUUUCCUGUCAAAGUUUCAUGUAAAUAUUUGGAGCUCGGUUUUGGUGUCAGUACUCUAUAUGUUGUUUGAAAAAUAAAAUGGUGGUAACAAAGGAA
Molecule: messenger RNA, 2403 nt
Organism: Trematomus bernacchii (emerald rockcod)
Lineage: Eukaryota; Metazoa; Chordata; Actinopteri; Perciformes; Nototheniidae
Gene: galnt16
Product: UDP-N-acetyl-alpha-D-galactosamine:polypeptide N-acetylgalactosaminyltransferase 16
Exons: 15
Coding region: 135-1832 (565 amino acids)
Cellular component (GO): Golgi apparatus
Source: RefSeq, a predicted model, not a curated record